GAGCUGAAAACAAGAAACAGACAAGAUGGCAGGAUCUACGGUCGUCCUCGCAAAAGGCGUGGAUGAUCGCAUACUGAAGAGUGAGUGAGUUAGAGCUACAACUGUAGAAAUAGAGAGCAGGCAAUUGACGAUACUCGAUAGCUGGCUAGCCAUUGACUCUACUGCAGGCGAUGACUUCAUGGAGGUGAGGGAUGCAGUGACAGACGUUCUUCACAAGUGGCAGGGCGUCGCUCACGCUCUGGGUCUCAGACCUGCGCAAGUCCAGACCAUCAGGGCCAAACACCGCGGCGACUUGGACGCCUGCAUGGACGAAGCUAUCUCCGUCUGGCUAAGAAGAGACUACAUGGACGACAAGUUUGGCCCUCCUACCUGGAGGAGUCUGGUGAAGGCUAUUGCAGCCAAGGCUGGCGGGCAAUAUCCAGCUCUUGCAGACGAGAUCGCCGAAGCCCACCCAAUGCCAGCUGAUUCCUCGUCCACUGGAGAUAAUGCUGCUACAUUUCCAGCUACAUCACCAACCCAGCAAACGAUACCAAUACCUCCUUCAACUGCCGACAAAACACCUUUUAUUAUACCCAAGUCAACUGAAGGAGAUGGAGAGGCGAUCUCCAUCGACUCUUACGGCCUCAAAGUCACUCGAUUCUCUGCCCACAAGUCAGCCAAACACUCCACUGCCAUUGAGUACAGUUUCGGCGUGGUUACAAUCGAACAGCGCUCUCUGGAAAGAGUCUUGGAUUCGUACAAAAUGAGCUCCGAGCCGCACGGAGUUUGUGCCAUCAUCAACAACGAGAAAUUCUCUUCACACACUGAGCGUGUGGGCACGCAAGUUGACGAGGCUAAUCUAACCCAAUGCUUUCGGUAUCUGGGCUACAAUGUCGAAGUACAUCGCAACCUCACAGCCCACCAAAUCGAAUCCCUCUUCAGCUAUUAUCGCAGUAGUGACCACGCGAAAUACGACUCGUUUGUGGUCUGCAUUCUCUCUCACGGGGAAGACGGACACGUUUUUGGCACCGAUAGCAAGAGCGUAAACUUUCGUUCGAUAGUCGCUCAACUCACUGCAGACUCGUGCAGAUCGCUUGCCGGGAAACCCAAAGUGUUUUUCGUUCAGGCUUGUCGUGGACAUGAUAAAGUCCGCGGGAGACAAAUAGCGUCUGAUUCAGGCACCGUAUCCCUACCGUCUGAUGCUACCGAGUCUGUUCGAAUAGUGUCCGACUCCACGCCAGUUGCAAUUCCAGACGACGCUGAUUUUUUCGUUGGUAAUGCGACUCCUCCGGGGAAGGUUGCCUGGCGAGACAUGGAUCACGGAUCGUGGUACAUCUCCGAAAUAUGCAGAGUUUUUUCCUCCUUAUCUCGCUACGUGGACCUCGAAUCGAUGGUCACCAAAGUCCACAAUGAAGUCGGUACAGGCUACGAGAACAGAAGCUAUAGACAGGCACCCGAAGCAACCACUAGGCUCCGAAAGAAGGUUUACUUUUUUGACUGAACUUAUUAUAACUAGUCUGCAUUUGCAUUUUUCUAUUUACUUUAAUAAAGUCUACAUACUACAACAGGAGGUUUUGUACUACUGCAUAUCUCAAAGAAAGUUGUGGCUUCCCUCAUUCUAUAUUUAGCACGGGCAACAAGGCGUGGCGUGUGGGUGGAGCAGUGUCCACGUAUAGUGUGCCAUAAAGGUGUCGUGUUACCGGCUCGUGAGAAUUCAAAGCGCAGGUGUGCCGAUUCUGUGUCUGUAAUACGACGUCCUCUCCGCAUAAGAACUCAGGCCAUAUGAAUAAUGUGUUCGCGUGUGCAGCAGUCGAGCUCCGCCUCCGAGACAUCAGCAUCUACUUGUACACCGGAUCGAGAGUCCCUACUCAUACGUCAGAAAAAAGUCCUCACUCGUGACGACUCGGGGGUAUUUUCUUCGCCUUCCCCUCUGACUCCUUCGCGUGGUCCGCUCACCGUGUUCUCCCUCCCGCCUUCUCCUGAUCCCUCGGCCGUCGCCUGCAGCUCUGCCUCUACCGCCGCGCCCGUCUCUUCGCCUCUGGACCCGGGAACCAUCAUGUCUGAUAGCCGUGAAGAUAGGCAACUACCAGCCUCCCUGAACCACCCUCGGGCUAAUGCCAGCCUAGGCCUAAAGCAAGCUCCGGAACAUGAUGAGACACUCCUACAAGCUUUCUACUGUCGCCAGGAGAUUGGUCUGGAGCGCUGGGCAACCUGUAGCCACGCCCACUGCACGACGAUCCGAGACCAGUGGCGCCACCUCAUCACCUGUGGCCAAGUCUGUCAGAACUGCCAAAACUUCCAGCGAAGGAUUCUUCUCCACGCUGCCCAGUGCAGCGACGAAAACUGCUUCGUGACUCUCUGCCCCGACGCUAAGAACAGAUUGGCGGGCGCAACCACCAGACGCCCGGGGCCUCCUCAGAGAUCAAACAGCGUCCAGAGUUCCCUCGGUUCCCCGCACCCCCCGCAGUUCCUCUCGCUCAACAGUCAGGGGAGUCUGGACGACAUGUCCCCCAUGAGCCCCCUUGACUACCCCUCGUUUGUCAGGGACCUUCGUCAGGUCGGAGCCGGCACGCUCCCAAGAUAUCUCCAGGGGAACCUCAGUCUCAGAGCCAGCGAGAUCAUGCGCUCGAUGGAAUCCGACGGACCCCUCGAUAAGUUUGCCCCCGGGGAAAAUUCGAACCCCUCGGCUGCCGUGUCCCCCUCCUCGCAGGGGUCAAAGUACAAUCCCGUGGGGGCCGGGAUUUUGUCGCCGAUCGAAGAGCAUCCGUCCAGUGAGGCGCGGUCAAAGUAUCCCUCUCAGAUUAUUCUGCACCCUCUUGAACCAGAGUUCCUGACUCAGGGCAGGGAUGGACGCUAUCUCCACAGAAGAGACUAUGAUCUCAACGAACAUCUCGGAACUGGCGGCUUCGGAACAUGUGCCUGUGCCAGAGACUACAAGACAGACAAGAUCUUUGUCAUAAAAUCCAACAAAUUCAGUGACGAGAAUAUGGUGAACACUCUAAAAGCAGAGUCGGACAUCUUGUCCAGGAUUCCUGCCCACACGAACAUCACCACUUUUCUUGGAGCCGUUCUGGAGGAAGAACAGGCCAAAGACGGAGCUCAGAGACACUGCCGACUAAUGAUGGAGCUAGCCGAACACGGGAGUCUGGCGAGCAUGUUACAGAGCGACGAGGGUGAGCUGGAGCCCCUCCCACUGGACCAGAGCCUCUUCUAUCUCUACCAGAUUCUGCAGGGUGUCUUCCAUCUUCACUCACUCAGCAUUCUCCACCUUGACAUCAAAGCUGAGAAUGUCUUGGUGCUGGAGGGUGGGCGAAGGGUUAAACUUACCGAUUUUGGGACGGCUGCCCACAUAGACGACAUUGCUGGGUCCAUAUCGAAACUGAAAGGAGUUACUCCACAUUUCACCUCCCCAGAGAUCAUUCGAGGCGAUGUCCCGUCAUUCUCCAGUGAUAUAUGGAGCACCGUAUGUGUCCUCAUUCAGCUACUGACGGCCCGACUACCUGGAUGCAUCACUGAGAUUAUGUCUAGAGAGAGCAUGAUGUACACGCUGGGGAUGUACAAGAACGAGGACAUAGAGAAGCUGAUCCCGCUCUCUUCACUAGAGUCACAGCAAGACAUGCCGGAGGAAGUCAGUGCCAUCUUCAGAGACACCCUCUGCGUCGACCCCACUUCUCGGCCAACUGCCCUGCAGCUCAUGGCCUACUCUGCCCUCAAGGAUGCCUGUGAGUAUGAGCAAUAUUUCGACAUCGACUGCUCCCAGUUCUCUGAACAACAAGAAGACGGAUCCUCCCUCACUGCCGAGGGGGCGGAGUUCGUUAGCAUGGAAGGGGCGGAGUCUUUCUGCCACACCCUCCCCACCUCGCUACCCCACCUGAUCGUGCGGGCGUCAGGUCCAGAUAGUGACGUCAGUCUGGACAUUCCGACGCGGGCCAAGCGACCCUCGCAAGACUCCGGGGUAUCGUCUCACUACGACAGGAAACAGAGCGAAGUCUACCCCAUUGGUGACCCUAACGACUCCGGAAUAGACACACCGGGUCAGGAGAUGUAUCCACCUCUCAAGGGGGCUCUGAAGCUGCAGGCCAUGAACUCCAGAGAGGGGAUGAUCACCGAGGAGAGGGAGGGAGAAGAGAGACUGACCUCUGUUCCUGACCGAACCCACUCCCAGCCCGAACCGCCAACAGUCGACUACUCACUGAUAGCCCAUCAGUACCGCCGUCGCUCCAUGUCCGCUACUUACAACAGACGAACCAGCGACGUGUCUGUCCCGGAGGUGACGGGGUUAAAGUUCGGUCGACAAUACGCAGACAUAAACGAGACGUUCUUCUCUCUCCCGACAAAGUCCUCGAGUGGUUUCGUGACGCAGACUCAGAAAGUUCGACCGAAUUUCGUUCACCUGAUCCACAGCAACAGUGCCCCGGUCGUCAUGUCUGAUAACAAGGAGAAGGGGGCGGGUGCUGGGGGCGUGGCCGAAAAACAAAAUGGAGAUGCCUCUGGAAGACUGAGAAGAUCGUCGUCAGAAGUCUAUGUGGACAGAGGACCUGAUAUAGACACUCCGGAGGAGAAGAAGAAAAAACGAGAACUCGAACUGGCAGCGGCCGCAGCUAAGGAGGCCGAGGAGCGAGAGAGACAGGAACAAGAACAGAUGGUCACCAUGGCAGCCGCUCUCAGGAUAGACAACUCGUCGCCGGGGGCGUGGUCACCUCCCAUGCAGAGAAGCCACGCCCACUCGGCACCAGUCGACCAAUCAGAUCGUGGGAGUGGUGGGAGCAACUCGACUGGCUACAGAACAAGACAGAAUGUACCAGCUGCAGAACCACAAGGACCUUUACCUUACAGCGUCCAACAAAAGCUCAACGGAAGUGGAGGCUUUGUUCAAGAAACUCUCGUAUAGAACUGCUUAGCAGUGAUCAUUAAUAAUACUGCCCUAAUAACAGGGGCUCCUCCUCGUUUUAUUCAGUGGUUUGUACAUAAUAUUGUCAUUUUUUGAGUGUGUCACUUGCACAAUUUUCAAUCGUUCAAAAGAAUUUUCAAUGUUGUAUUCAUCUUCUCUGUGUGAAGGUUAUAAGAUGUCUAUUUUUCAUUUGUGGAAAGUUAAACUCUUUCAAAUUGAAUGGAUGUUGUACUGUUAAUUGUUAAUCAUUUUAUAGUUUUCUGCAAGAAACUACUGCAAGA
This is a messenger RNA of Geodia barretti, 5151 nucleotides long. NCBI's taxonomy places the organism in Eukaryota, Metazoa, Porifera, Demospongiae, Tetractinellida, Geodiidae. The record is from the annotation of a GenBank genome assembly.